This is a messenger RNA of Aphanomyces invadans, 267 nucleotides long. RefSeq lists its product as hypothetical. Lineage: Eukaryota; Oomycota; Saprolegniomycetes; Saprolegniales; Verrucalvaceae. The record is from RefSeq and is a predicted model, not a curated record. Bases 1 to 267 code for a protein of 88 amino acids. The transcript has a single exon.
AUGUACUUCCAGACGUGUGUUGCCCUAACCAAUGCCCAUGUUCGUUUCAAUCCAUUGCGGAAUGUGGAUGGCGAGGGCUACAAUCAGUACAAGAAUCGCUUGCUUUCCAUCGGAAGCAAAAUCAAGACGAGGAACUUGUUCUCCAAGACGAAGUAUCAUGAUAACCGUCAGGAUCGUAUUCAGGCUGUGCUGGGUCGUGCGAAUUCGGGUUACACCAGCGAGGACUACGACAUUGGCUAUGACGAGGAAGACGAUAUUUUUGAUUAA